GGCAUCAUCGUGAUGGUCAUCGAGAACGAACUGUCCAGCGCCGGUGUCUACACCAAGGCCUCGUUUUACUCGACAGCACUGAAAACCCUGAUCUCUGUGUCUACUGUGAUACUGCUUGGCCUCAUAUUUGCUUACCAUGCCUUAGAAGUUCAGGUGCGUAUGAAAAAAAAAAAAUAAAUAAAAUAAAAUAAAAUAAAAUAUAAAAGAAGAAAAAAAAAAUCCAAUAGGCUGAGAUGUUACUCUACAUCUUUGUAGCGUGCAUGUAAACAAUUUACCGUGGACGUUACCGCAUCCGCGAAACGAGGGUGGGGACAAAAAAGAA
Molecule: messenger RNA, 322 nt
Organism: Apis dorsata (giant honeybee)
Lineage: Eukaryota; Metazoa; Arthropoda; Insecta; Hymenoptera; Apidae
Product: small conductance calcium-activated potassium channel protein-like
Exons: 2
Coding region: 13-177 (54 amino acids)
Biological process (GO): potassium ion transmembrane transport
Cellular component (GO): neuronal cell body; neuron projection; plasma membrane
Molecular function (GO): small conductance calcium-activated potassium channel activity; calmodulin binding
Source: RefSeq, a predicted model, not a curated record